CUGAAAACCAAGGGGGAUCGGCGAAGCGUCGACGUGCUGUCUUUGCGUCGUGAGGUGUGCUAGUUGGUGCAAAACAACGCUGCCACGAUUGUUGCUAUUCAGAAGGGACAAUUUUAUUUUCUAGUGUGUUUAUGCUCCAUAGGGCUGCUGGCUAGCGCCCCUGGCAAAAUCAGGGGAUCGGACUGACUAUGAACAACCAGAAGUUUUGCCUGAAGUGGGAUGGCUUCCAGAGCUCCAUCACGUCGGUGUUUGAUCACCUGCGGCAAGAUGAGGAACUGGUCGACAUCACCCUGUGCUGCGAGGGCCAGAGGGUGAAGGCUCACAGGAUGAUGCUGUCUGCGUGCAGCCCUUACUUCAGAGACUUGUUCAAGGACAACCCGUGCCAGCAGAUGGUGUUCUUCCUGAAGGACACGUCGGCCGCUGACCUACGGGCCAUCAUAGAGUUCAUGUACAAGGGCAGUGUGAACGUGUCACAGACUCAGCUGGCCAGUUUCAUCAAGACAGCAGAGAUGCUACAGAUCAGGGGUCUCAGUGGCGGCGAGGACCAGUCGUCGCCACCGUCAACGCCGUCGACGGCGGGGCGUCGCGGCGCGGCGCCGGCCGGCAGCCCGCCGGCCAAACGGACGCGCCGCUCCGGCUGCUGCCUCCUCAGCGAACCCCACUUCCUUGCUCGUCAGGUGGAGAAGGAAGAUCUAGCAGAAGACGGUGACGUCAGCCUGGACACCACGCUGGGCUACGUGGCCGAGUAUGAGGGAAGCUUCGGCGAGCAGGACCUCUCCAUAGGCGGCCACGACGGCGGCCGGCUCGGCGCCGAUCCCACAGCGGCCUCGGCUGCGGGACGACCCGGCGUCACAAGGUAG
Molecule: messenger RNA, 860 nt
Organism: Pollicipes pollicipes
Lineage: Eukaryota; Metazoa; Arthropoda; Thecostraca; Pollicipedomorpha; Pollicipedidae
Product: broad-complex core protein isoforms 1/2/3/4/5
Exons: 6
Coding region: 189-860 (223 amino acids)
Biological process (GO): regulation of transcription by RNA polymerase II
Cellular component (GO): nucleus
Molecular function (GO): protein binding
Source: RefSeq, a predicted model, not a curated record